CAUUUUUUUGAAGUAGCCAACACAGCUAACUGCACGUUGCUAGCUAGUUGCAAUAUUGUAGCUAUUAGCACGUUAUUUCCUAGCUGGGAAAUAAGCCCAUUGCCUUCGUUAAAACAUCGGUCUUUGCCUUUUUCCUCUAUUUUUUUAACAAAUGUGCUAGUAAACAACGGUUCCGUUAUCUUCGAAAUUUUUACAAUUGCGUUGGCUAGCUAAUGUUCGUCAAGCUAACUUAAACGUUAGCAAACUUGAGCUAUUCAACAGCAGUAGCCAUAGUUAAAGCAAACUUAUUCCAUACAUUAGCUAGCCAACGAAGUUAGAUAGUCAGCGAAGUUAGCCAGUUUGCAAACUGUCAUUCACAUUAAUUAGUAAGCUAGCUAGUAAACAAACGUUAAGUGUUAGUUAUACAUCUUUGGCGAAUUAAUUUAGCUAACAUUAGCAUUUUGUCUUGUUAAACGUUACUAGCUAGUGCACUGAAACAAAGGUGAGCAUGGCAAUGAGACAGACACCCCUGACCUGCUCUGGUCACACAAGACCUGUGGUCGAUCUAGCUUUUAGUGGGAUCACACCAUACGGGUAUUUCCUCAUCAGUGCCUGCAAAGAUGGCAAACCCAUGUUGCGCCAGGGGGACACAGGGGACUGGAUCGGAACGUUCUUGGGUCACAAGGGUGCUGUCUGGGGGGCCACUCUGAAUAAGGAAGCCACCAAGGCCGCCACGGCUGCUGCAGAUUUUACAGCGAAGGUGUGGGAUGCUGUGAGUGGAGAUGAGGUCCUCACUCUGGCGCACAAGCACAUUGUCAAGUCUGUCAAUUUUACUCAGGACAGCAGCUGUCUUUUAACUGGAGGGAAUGACAAGACAAUACGCAUCUAUGACAUCAACAAACCUGAAGCAGAACCGCAAGAGAUUACCGGGCACACUUCUGCCAUAAAGAAAGCCUUGUGGUGUAACAACGACACCCAAAUCCUCUCUGCUGCCGAUGACAAAACCGUACGACUGUGGGAUAGAACUUCCACAGCAGUUGUGAAACAGCUCUCUUUCGACAUGUCAGUCAGCAGCAUGGAGUACAUCCCUGACGGAGAGGUUUUGGUCAUCACCUAUGGAAAGACCAUUGCCUUCUACAAUGCCCUCAGCCUUGACCUGAUCAAGACUGUGGACGCCCCUGCCUCUAUUCACUCUGCCUCGUUGCAUCCAGAUAAGGACUUCUUUGUUGCUGGAGGGGAUGACUUCAAGCUCUACAAAUAUGACUACAGCACUAAGGAGGAGUUGGAGUCGUACAAGGGCCACUUUGGGCCGGUCCACUGUGUGCGGUUCAGUCCCGACGGAGAGCUGUAUGCCAGCGGCUCAGAGGAUGGCACACUGCGGCUGUGGCAGACUGAAGUAGGCAAGACCUACGGCCUCUGGAAGUGUGUCCUUCCUGAGGAACUUGUGUCAGAGAACUCUGACACAAUUUACUGCACUCCUGCUGCUCCUGAGAUCAAAGCCUGAGCACCAGAGAAGACAGGAAGUCAAAGAGAAGGAAGGAGGUGAGGAGAAGAGCAGGGUGCUCCAGUUCCUUCAGACCACCAAGCCCCAGCUAGGACCUGAUCCUGUGCCUCUCCUCUUCAACAUGAACUAAUAUGGAGUUGAGCUCCUGAUACACAAGUGUGCAGACAGACCAACACACAGAAAUGAAAACACACAUACACUCAUGCAAGCACUUAUACACACAUGUACAGACACAAACACACACGGAAUGGGCUCCAGAGGAAAGCAGUAGACCUGUGAGGAUAUGGCUCAUCGCUGCCUGCUUUCCCUCUGAUCAGCCCAGUCUUUUCCUCAUCUGUCUGUUCAACAUUGUGACCCCGUUGGGCAACCUUUUGUUUCAAAUGUAUUUACUUCAAUGGCCAAUUUGGCACUGUGAUAUUAUUUUCUUCUAUUUAGGAAAUACGCACACCGUUAAAAGUGUGAUAAUAUUCUCAAAGAAAUUCUCAUGUUCAGUAAAAGUAGUAUUUUGUCCAUUUAGUGUAGCCUUAAACUCUUAUGGGGAUAUGUUCUGUAACAGGUGAGAGAGUUAAAUUAAGUGGUUUGCUUUGUUCUUUAUGUCCUUGGUUGCAACGUUGCAGUUGUUCAGUAAUUAAUAAAGAGAUACAUGCAUUAUACAAAGCUACAAAGCUAUUUGUUAUAAUACAAGUUGUAUCAUUUCAAUGAUAGUGCAUUGUGCCAACAGCAUGUCUCACUUAUGACUGCUGUGUUGUAUGUGUAAUAUGUUAAUAGAAACAUGACACAACUUUUAAAAUAUGUAUUUUAAUAUCUGUUCUAUUUUUAUUGUCUCAUGUUGAGUGCCUAAAAUGUGCAUGUAUCAGCUACCAAUGGCAAAGCUUGUAGUUACUGUUUUUGCUCAGUAGGGGCUGCUUUCGAAUGGUGGUGGGUCACAGAUGCUUUAUUUCUCACCGCGUUGGUUCCUUUAAUUUUUUCAGAGGGCCGGUGUACCUGCUAGCUAGCAGUUUGGUUCUUAUGUUAGCAGCCCACCAGCAAGAAUAAGGCCCGUAAACCACGACAAUUUGUUUCAGAAUAAAGGUCCUUCGAUGAAUACUCAUUUCUAGUGGUCAAAAUGUUAGCAUAUCCUUAAUGUUGUUUAACAAUUAUCAUCUGAGAUACAUGGGGCAUAGAUUUUAAUUAAAUGUGCAACACAUUCUGUAUUCUAAAUUCACUGAGUUGACACCUUGAAGAGUGUUGCUACUUGUUUGGUUGUGCUUGAAAGUGGCCAAUCAGAUUAAAUGCUGUCAGUUGGUUUUUCACGUUGGAGACA
Messenger RNA from Esox lucius (northern pike), 2786 nucleotides. It is a transcript of the gene strap, whose product is annotated as serine/threonine kinase receptor associated protein. The transcript is spliced from 9 exons. The record is from RefSeq and is a predicted model, not a curated record. Gene Ontology annotation, biological process: spliceosomal snRNP assembly. Gene Ontology annotation, molecular function: protein binding; RNA binding. Bases 488 to 1483 code for a protein of 331 amino acids. NCBI's taxonomy places the organism in Eukaryota, Metazoa, Chordata, Actinopteri, Esociformes, Esocidae. Gene Ontology annotation, cellular component: SMN complex.